AUGUUCCUUCCAAGCUCUGUCUUCCUGGAGAUAUCUCUGUUGGUCAUACUGGUAUUGACCUUUUUAUCCAAUGUCUCAUUUUCCUCUCAAGCUGGGGAAAGAAGAGUGUUUCCAGCACCAAGAUCAUCAGGUGUGAAGGGAAGGACAUUGAUUCUCUUGGACGUAAACACCAAAACUCCAAUCAGAAGUGUAAAUGAGAACUUCUUAUCUGUACAGUUAGAUCCUUCUAUCAUCCAUGAUGGUUGGCUGGACUUUCUAAGUUCUAAAAGGCUGGUUACACUGGCUCGAGGUUUAUCACCAGCUUUCUUGAGGUUUGGAGGAAGGAGGACAGAUUUCUUGCAUUUCCAGAACCUAAAGAACCCAGCCAAGAGCAGAGGAGGACCUGGACCGGACUACUACCUGAAGAACUAUGAAGACGAUAUUGUGCGCAGUGAUAUAUCUCUUGACAAACAGAAAGGCUGUAAUAUUGCUCAACACCCAGACACCAUGCUGGAGCUACAGAGAGAGAAAGCGGCACAAAUCCAUUUAUUGCAUUUGAAAGAGCAGUUCUCAAACACUUACAGCAACCUUACACUAACAGCCAGGUCUCUUGACAAACUUUAUAACUUUGUUGACUGCUCUGGACUUCAUCUGAUUUUUGGACUUAACGCUCUUCGACGAAACUCUGAUAAUUCUUGGAACAGUUCCAGUGUACUAAGCUUGCUCAAAUACAGUGCCAGCAAAAAAUACAACAUUUCAUGGGAGUUGGGAAAUGAACCUAACAACUAUAGGAUGUUGAAUAGUCGUGCUGUGAAUGGCAGUCAGUUAGGAAAGGAUUACAUCCAGCUGAAGAAUAUGCUGCAGUCUAUUCGGACAUAUUCCAGGGCUCAUUUAUAUGGACCCAACAUUGGUCGACCUAAAAAGAAUGUGAUAGUCCUGCUUGAUGGCUUCAUGAAGGUGGCUGGCAAAGCGGUGGAUGCGAUUACCUGGCAGCAUUACUAUAUUGAUGGACGAGUAGGCAAAGUGAUGGACUUCAUGAAAACUCGACUACUGGAUGCACUUUCUGAUCAAAUAAGAAAAAUUCAGAAAGUUGUGCAUAAGUACACACCAGGGAAGAAGAUAUGGCUUGGAGGAGUUGGAGCUCCUUGGUCAAGAGGAACCAACAACUUAUCAGACACAUAUGCUGCUGGAUUUUUGUGGCUGAACUCUUUAGGAAUGUCAGCCAAUCAAGGAAUUGAUGUUGUGAUCCGACAUUCGUUCUUUGAUCAUGGAUAUAACCAUCUUGUAGACCAAAACUUUAACCCACUGCCGGAUUACUGGUUGUCUCUCAUCUUCAAGAAGCUUGUAGGUCCUAAAGUAUUGGCAGUCCAUGUUGCUGGUAUACAGAGGAAACCACGCCCAGGGAAAGUAAUACGUGACAAACUCCGAAUCUAUGCCCACUGUACAAGUUACCACAACCAUAAUUAUGUCCGGGGAUCGAUAACACUGUAUAUUAUCAACUUACAUCGAUCAAGAAAAAAAAUCAAACUUGCGGGAACUUUACGAGAUAGGACUGUUCAUCAGUAUCUCCUUCAACCAUUUGGUAGUGAAGGAAUCCAGUCAAAGUCAGUUCAGCUAAAUGGACAACCCCUUGCAAUGAUCGAUGAUGGAGCGCUUCCCGAGAUUAAACCAAAACCAUUACGACCUGGGCGUACGCUGGUUAUUCCUCCACUAAGCAUAGGUUUUUAUGUUGUGAAAAAUGUUAUGCUGUUGCCCUGCCGCUACAGAUAG
Messenger RNA from Bombina bombina (fire-bellied toad), 1749 nucleotides. It is a transcript of the gene HPSE2, whose product is annotated as heparanase 2 (inactive). The transcript is spliced from 12 exons. The coding region runs from base 1 to 1749 and encodes 582 amino acids. Lineage: Eukaryota; Metazoa; Chordata; Amphibia; Anura; Bombinatoridae. Gene Ontology annotation, molecular function: hydrolase activity, acting on glycosyl bonds. The record is from RefSeq and is a predicted model, not a curated record. Gene Ontology annotation, cellular component: membrane; extracellular matrix.